This is a messenger RNA of Aspergillus puulaauensis, 582 nucleotides long. RefSeq lists its product as uncharacterized. The coding region runs from base 1 to 582 and encodes 193 amino acids. The record is from RefSeq and is a predicted model, not a curated record. NCBI's taxonomy places the organism in Eukaryota, Fungi, Ascomycota, Eurotiomycetes, Eurotiales, Aspergillaceae. The transcript has a single exon.
AUGCGAUUCACCACGCUCUUUUCUCUGCUACUACUCUUCUUCCCCCUUGCUACCGCCGGAUUCAGCGCCGUCUGCAUAAGAGUCGUCACAGCGCUGGCCGCACGCCCCAACGAUCUGUUCAACAAGUUCCAGCGCGAAGUCUGCGCUCGAGGAUGCCAGCCAACAGUGCCUCACUGGGACCUCUGGACCCGCAAUAACACCUUUGUCCCCGCCGUUCGCAGCAUGAUGAAGACCCUUAAUGCCCCGAAGCAGGAGGAAGCGAUGUUGAAACUCGGUGACGAUGCGGCCGACAUCAUCAAGCGACAAUGCGGGCCAAAACUUCAAGGACGAGAUAUCUGCGCCGAUGCCGAGGUCCUGGCGGCGUUUGGAAAUUGCUUCAAGAGAAAUUUCCUCAGAUCAGCAAUUGCCAACCUGCCCGUGCUGCUGCCGAUGGCCUCGGAGCCGGUGUGUCGCAAGCAGCUGGAGUAUCUAGAGUCGGACGAGCUCUGGGAGGAGAUUAUACCAAACAACAUGAGGGAUUACGCAAAGGUGUGCAAGCAGUUGACAUACGAGCCGGUGAUGGAGCAGAUGUAUACAUUUUGA